AUUUCUGUUCCCGUUUCAUGUUUCGUCUGUAUAGUGUAUCUUGGUCUCGUUUCUCUGUCCACUCGGAAUACUCCUACCUUGCCUUCUGCGCAACUCUGCUCUGCGCGAUUGAAGCCAGCAGUGUGUGGCGUCGCAGGACCUGAACUUAACAUUCUUCACAUUCUCGCUCCCUCGCAGACAGCAUGUGCAACCUUGGACAGACUCGCCUCAUUCACCACCGCCAAAAGCCAAGAGCUCUGGCCCAAGAUCUGUCAAAUUCCUGCCUCCUCUGAGGCGCAACGCCAAGGAGGCGAUGACGUUUGUUUCACGACCGCAGCAGUAGUGCCCAGCCCAGCUACCGACAGCUACAUAACUUUGCGCCAACCUCUCCAAGCUGUUCUUUUUCUACAAUCCCCACACAACCAGCAUGUCGAGUUUCGUACCGCCGUCUGGGCCUCCGCCGCCCAAAGUCCCCGAAGGUUGGAAAGCGGUGUGGAAUGAGCAGUACUCCGAAUGGUUCUACGUCGACCUCCAAACCAAGCAAUCGCAAUGGGAGAAACCCCCGGAUCCUUUCGCGUCUAGUGGUGGUGCAGGUGAUGUGACGUCUUCAGGUGGACCGCCUGGCUACGAUCACAACUCCGCUGUCGACACGGGCCCCGAGAAAGGCAACGGCGGCGCGGUCUACGGUCAGACGGGUGCUGGCAACGGAUCAAACCAAGUCGACGAAGAUGAAAGAUUAGCGCGCCAGCUGCAGGCAGAGGAGGAAGCGCGAACGGCGUCCGCAGGUGGCGGAGCGGCGCACAGCUAUUACGGCCAGAGUCCAUCGGCACAAGGCCAAAACCCCACAUCGCCAUCGCAGGGCCAGCUUCCAUCAAGAGAUGCAGGCGGGGAGAAAAAGAGAGGCUUGCUUGGCAAGUUGACUUCGAAGCUCGGCGGUGGCUCGUCGUCGAAACCUAGCGGCUACGCGCAAGGAUUCCCUCAGCAACAAUACCCGCAACGAUACCCCGUGCCGGGAUACGGAGGCUAUCCCCAACAGCAACCGUACGGAGGCGGAUACGGAGGCGGCUACGGUGGACCGCCGCCUGGAGGAUACUAUCAGCAGCAGCAGCAGCGGCCUCAGCGCAGUGGGCUUGGUACGGGUGGAGGGUUGGCGCUCGGUGCGGGAGCGGGUCUUCUUGGUGGUGUGAUGCUCGGAGAGGCAUUAGACAACAAUCAGAACCAAGCGUAUGAUCAGGGGUAUGAUCAAGGCAUGGACAAUGGUGGAGGUGGCGGCGAUAUGGGUGGUGGUGGUGGUGGUGAUAUGGGAGGUGGAGACAUGGGUGGUGGCGAUAUGGGUAAGUCUAUGGCUAUUGCGCCUAUCCUGACAAUGUGCUAACAAUUGACAGGCGGAGGUGAUUUUUAAAACACUUGAGCAAGGGGAAGGGGGAAACAUUACGGCCUACCUGGUCGUGCAUUUGACCAUGAACGAUACGGUGAAGCGGCGAAGGAAUGGGUGGUGGAGGCACAGGAUGACUGACGUGACGCUGUCUCCAAGAGAGAGGGCAGAUGGUCAGCUACAGCAGUAACCAAGUAGUUUCGAGUAUCUCACGAACAGCAACUCCACCAUCGAUUGGAGAACACUGCUUUGAACGG
This is a messenger RNA of Neohortaea acidophila, 1611 nucleotides long. RefSeq lists its product as uncharacterized. Bases 407 to 1354 code for a protein of 315 amino acids. NCBI's taxonomy places the organism in Eukaryota, Fungi, Ascomycota, Dothideomycetes, Mycosphaerellales, Teratosphaeriaceae. The transcript has a single exon. Gene Ontology annotation, molecular function: protein binding. The record is from RefSeq and is a predicted model, not a curated record.